Molecule: messenger RNA, 240 nt
Organism: Penicillium verrucosum
Lineage: Eukaryota; Fungi; Ascomycota; Eurotiomycetes; Eurotiales; Aspergillaceae
Exons: 2
Coding region: 1-240 (79 amino acids)
Source: RefSeq, a predicted model, not a curated record
AUGGAGUUCAAGGUCGGCAUCGAAAAGGCUAGCAUAAGAUUGCCAGAGUGCGUUGUCAACAGAAGAAGUGUGUUUAGAGUCGAUGCCGGCAACCGAAGCUUUACUGUUGAAAUGUAUGAGAUGGGAACGAAGAUCUCGCGAGGUGGCUCUGAAAGUAUGUUAGCGACGAUACGAAUGACGAAGUCUCCUUUCUUACCGAUCGAGGAUCUGCAAAAGGACACGUUCGCGUUCACCCUCUGA